CCAGCUGCCGGGGCCCGCUGCCCUCGCAGCGCCGAGCCCGCUUGGCCUGCACGUACUGAGCCUUGCCUUUGCGCUUCCCGCCGCCAGGCUGAGGAGGCUGCUGGAGGGGGGUCGCCAUGGUGCGUGAGGGCUGAGGAAAAUGGAUGUGGGGCGUGAGGAGGGCCGAGUCCCAGAUCUUGGUUGAGUCCUUGGGAUGUGCCCUGCCGAGUGUGAGUCCUUGGCUUUGCGCAGGAAAGAAUUCAAGUGCGAGCCACCGUUGAGUAAAGAAAACUUGUUGUUAUUUCUGUAAGGAGAGAGAUGCCAAAUGUGCAGGCUGUAACUUUCCAGCAAAUAGCAGAGAAGGGUGAGUCCUUAUAUUAAAUCCCCGCUGCCAAACAGAAUGAUGUUUGAGGACUCAGGGGCUUACUUCUGUUCUAAAGAGCAGCCUCUUCUAGAGCCUAAGAGAAGUGCCAAGGGAUCUCUGGUUAACACGUUUCCUCCCCAACUCAGAUGGAUCGGUCUCUGUGGAAAUCCUGAGUGUUAAAACAUCCAACAAGGCUGAAGCUAGCUCUUGUCACCAUGCAGACAUUACUUCGUGCCAAGUAUUUUCAGCGCCGGACAAUUCCUGGUUCUGUGAGAGCACUGCAUAAAGAUUAUAGACCAGGGAUCCCUCAGAAUUUCUCCAACUAUGAAUCCAUGAAACAGGACUUCAAAUUGGAGGUUCCAGAGUAUUUCAACUUUGCUAAAGAUGUCCUUGACCAAUGGACCAAUAUGGAAAAGGCUGGAAAGAGACCUUCUAAUCCAGCCUUCUGGUGGAUAAAUGGAAAUGGAGAAGAAGUGAGAUGGAGUUUUGAGGACCUGGGAUCUUUGUCUAGGAAAUUUGCAAAUAUCCUUACAGAAGCCUGUGCCCUGCAAAGGGGAGAUCGAGUAAUUGUGAUUCUUCCCAGGAUCCCAGAGUGGUGGCUUGCAAAUAUAGCCUGUAUGCGAACAGGGACAGUUUUAAUUCCAGGAACCACUCAGUUGACCCAGAAAGACAUCCUUUACAGACUACAAUCUUCAAAAGCAAAGUGCAUUAUCACCAAUGAAGUUUUAGCUCCAGCCGUAGAUGCUGUUGCAUCUGAAUGUGAAAAUCUGCACUCCAAGCUAAUUGUGUCUCAGAAACCCAGAGAGGGGUGGCAGAACCUCAAGGAGAUGAUGAAACAUGCCAGUGACAACCACACUUGUGUGAAGACAAAACACAAUGAGAUGAUGGCCAUUUUCUUUACCAGUGGAACAAGCGGAUCUCCGAAAAUGACCGGACACACCCACAGCAGUUUCGGUUUAGGAUUAUCUGUAAAUGGAAGGUUCUGGCUGGAUUUGACCCCUUCAGAUGUGAUAUGGAAUACCUCAGACACAGGCUGGGCAAAAUCUGCAUGGAGCAGUGUUUUUUCUCCAUGGAUCCAGGGAGCAUGUGUAUUUGCACAUUAUUUGCCGCGGUUUGAGCCAACUUCCAUCUUGCAAACACUUUGCAAGUUUCCCAUCACAGUCUUCUGUUCAGCACCAACUGCAUAUCGAAUGCUUGUACGGAAUGAUAAGGCCAGCUAUAAGUUCAAAAGCUUAAAGCACUGUUUGAGUGCUGGGGAACCAAUCAACCCUGAAGUGAUUGAACAAUGGAGAAAUAAGACGGGUCUGGAUAUCUACGAAGGAUAUGGACAGACUGAAACGGUGCUAAUCUGUGGAAAUUUUAAGGGAAUGAAAAUUAAGCCUGGCUCAAUGGGAAAGCCUUCACCUGCCUUUGAUGUUAAGAUUUUAGAUGCGAAUGGCAAUGUUCUACCUCCUGGACAAGAAGGAGAUAUUGGCAUCCAAGUUCUACCUAACCGACCAUGUGGCCUUUUUACUCAUUAUAUAGAUGAUCCUACAAAAACAGCUUCAACUCUACGAGGCAAUUUCUAUAUCACUGGAGACAGGGGCUAUAUGGAUGAGGAUGGCUAUUUCUGGUUUGUUGCAAGAUCAGAUGACAUCAUAUUAUCCUCUGGUUACCGAAUUGGGCCGUUUGAGGUAGAAAGUGCCCUGAGUGAACAUCCUGCAGUUGCAGAGUCAGCUGUUGUCAGCAGCCCAGACCCCAUCAGAGGAGAGGUAGUAAAGGCUUUUAUUGUUCUGAACCCUGAUUACAAGUCACAUGAUCAAGAACAACUGAAAAAGGAGAUUCAGGAGCAUGUAAAAAAGACUACAGCACCUUACAAAUAUCCCAGGAAGGUAGAAUUUAUUCAAGAGCUGCCAAAGACUGUCAGUGGGAAGAUAAAAAGAAAGGAACUGAAGAAGACAGAAUGGGAAACAAUUUAAAUUCAUUCCUUUAAUUAUCAUGGUUAUCUGUAAAACAAGACUCUGUAAAACCACAACAUUAUAAAGAGGUGAUAAAAAAUGUGAUACUAUGCUUAUAAACUGAUUUAAAAUAGCUUGUGGUUAUAACAUCAGAGGCUGAAUUUUGAAAUAAAUAUUCAGUAAAUCCCUCUGCAUAAGCGUCAAUAUUCUUAAUAAUUUGGUAACAUUAAAAAGAGUACCAUCAAUUGCUGAGGAAUUUUUAAAUUUACAGUAUAGAAGCAGGCUUUGAACCAAAUCUCUGAUCUGUUGGAUUUCAAAUCUUAGUUGAAUAAUUCUUCUGAUAUGCUGAUAUACAAAUCAGAACCAAUUUUCAAGCAUUGAAAUAAGGCUUACACAAGUCAUCAAAGUUUUUAGAAAAAUUCAAAAUAUCAGAAGAUUGUCAUAAUUCUCAAAAUACAAGUAUUUACCUGAAAACAGGCUAGGGAUUUUUAUUAGUCACAUUUUUCUUCAAUUUAAAAAUAAUUUAAAAUAUGUUUCAAGGUCUAACUGUAACAGGAGGAGGAUAUCAUGUUGUACACCAGAAACUAAAAUUUUUUAUCAGUUAUAAUUCAAUAAAGGAAAUAAGGGUAUCCAAUACUAGCAUUGUUACUUAAUAUUUAAUCUAAUAAAUCCAGUUUACCAAGUG
This is a messenger RNA of Vicugna pacos (alpaca), 2965 nucleotides long. The record is from RefSeq and is a predicted model, not a curated record. NCBI's taxonomy places the organism in Eukaryota, Metazoa, Chordata, Mammalia, Artiodactyla, Camelidae.